UUGGCGACGCUUAUUUCCGUCGUAGAUGUCCGAAGUCUGAUCUAUCUUCCCCGUGCUUUUAGCAGAUCACAGGAAAUGAACAUGAAGAAACUAGACCUUCAUUGAAUCUCAUGGAAGAUCUCCAAACGUGGUGGGAGAUUCCAAGUAUUGCCCAUUUUUGUUCGUUGUUUCGGGCAGCUUUCAACCUUCUUGAUUUUGAUAUCGAGGACUUGGAGCAGGGUCUGUUGGCGGACAGAGACGACUCGCCCCUACUGCAGCAGCUGUUGGUCAGGCUGCUGCAGGGCUGUCUGCCCGAGUACGAUGUGUCGGCGCACAACUGGCAACAUUUUCUGAGGCGGCUCCUCAGGUUCAAGUGCUUGGAGGACCCGAGCGUGCACAACCCGCUGGGCGCCACCGGUGACUUCUACGGCCUGCCGCUGCGCGCGCGCGUCACCGUACUCCAGCUGCUGUGCGACCUGCGCCUGGAGGCCGAGGACGUCAUCGACCUGCUGAGGUGA
This is a messenger RNA of Pollicipes pollicipes, 497 nucleotides long. Its product is annotated as cat eye syndrome critical region protein 2 homolog. The record is from RefSeq and is a predicted model, not a curated record. Gene Ontology annotation, biological process: chromatin remodeling. The transcript has 4 exons. Bases 111 to 497 code for a protein of 128 amino acids. Lineage: Eukaryota; Metazoa; Arthropoda; Thecostraca; Pollicipedomorpha; Pollicipedidae. Gene Ontology annotation, cellular component: CERF complex.